CUGAUAAACUAAACUUAACAGCUACACUGGCAGUGAUAGUCAUACUCUUCUUAUAGAACCCGGUAAAAGCCAUCCUCCUAUUUACCUAAGUCUUCCAUGGGCUUAUUUGUCGCUCAUCCUGGCCUUCUCCGCGCUCGUUUUAUGUUGGCCCGCAGUACCCUCUAUCCAUCGCGGAUUAGUCGAAAUCGCUUAACUCAAAUGGCGUCGCAGCUCUCCGACGCAAACGGAGGGCUUUCGUUGACCGAACUCCCUAAGUCCAAUGUCUUCACUUCCAAGCUUCCUCCCGACCCAGCUUUUGAGACCCCUGAGGUGUCACAUCGAGCUCCCCGUGAGACACUCGGCCCACGGUUAGUAAAAGGUGCUUUAUAUACCUUCGUCAGACCUGAGCCGGCGGAGGAGAGCGAACUUCUUGGGGUGAGUCCAAAGGCCAUGAAUGAUCUUGGUUUAAAGCCCGGUGAAGAGCUUUCCCCGAAGUUCAAAGCUUUAGUUGCGGGAAAUGAAUUUUACUGGGAUGAAAAUGAGGGUGGCAUAUAUCCUUGGGCACAAUGUUACGGAGGAUGGCAAUUCGGCUCGUGGGCUGGGCAACUCGGCGACGGACGUGCAAUCAGCCUUUUCGAAACUACAAACCCGAAAACCCGUACUCGCUAUGAGUUACAACUAAAAGGUGCGGGGCGGACUCCUUAUUCCCGCUUCGCCGAUGGAAAGGCUGUGCUUCGCUCUAGCAUCAGGGAAUACAUAGUAUCAGAAGCCCUUUCUGCACUUGGUGUUCCAACCACUCGAGCUUUGUCUAUAACCCUAUUGCCUCAGUCAAAGGUGUUGCGCGAACGUUUGGAGCCCGGAGCUAUAGUUGCUCGAUUUGCUGAAUCGUGGCUGAGGAUCGGAACAUUUGACCUCCUACGGGCACGAGGAGACCGUGAGCUGAUUAGACAAUUGGCGACGUAUGUCGCAGAGGAUGUGUUCCAGGGCUGGGAGGCUUUGCCCGCUAUGCUGCCGUUGGACCAGAGUCAGUCGUCUGAUACUGUAGACAACCCUCCCAGACAUGUAUCUUGGGACCAAGUUGAAGGGCCGCCAGGCUCGGAAGAGAAUCGGUUUGCAAGGUUGUACCGUGAAAUUGCACGACGAAAUGCUAAAACCGUUGCUGCUUGGCAAGCAUAUGGAUUUAUGAACGGGGUGUUGAACACUGACAAUACUUCAAUCUAUGGCCUUUCAUUAGAUUAUGGCCCAUUCGCGUUCAUGGACAACUUCGAUCCUCAGUACACGCCUAACCAUGAUGACCAUCUCCUGAGAUAUUGUUACAAGAACCAACCUAGCAUCAUCUGGUGGAAUCUGGUUAGGCUCGGCGAGUCACUCGGAGAACUCAUUGGUGCAGGUGAAGACGUUGACAAGGAAGAUUUUGUGAGGGAUGGUGUGACAGAGGAAGCCGCGCCUGCCAUCAUUAAACGUGCGGAGGAGAUCAUUGACCGAACAGGCAAGGAGUUCAGGAUGGUGUUCCUGAACGAAUACAAACGCAUCAUGAGCAACAGGCUAGGCUUGCGCAGUCAAAAAGAAACUGACUUCCAAGUAUUGUUUUCGGAACUGCUCGAUACAUUGGAGGCUUUGGAGUUAGACUUCAAUCACUUUUUCCGAAGACUGUCAAACGUAUCGCUAUCGGAUAUAGAGACCAAAGAGAUGAGAGAGAGGAUAGCAUCUAUCUUCUUUCAUAACGAAGGGUUUGGUGGCAUCGGAUACACCGAGGAUUCCGCGAGGCAACGAGUCGGAGAUUGGCUUGACAAGUGGAGACAACGAAUUAUAGAAGACUGGGGCGUUGAUCAAGACUUGGAAAGACAAAGGAUCAUGAAGAGUACAAACCCAAAGUUUCUGCCUCGCGGCUGGAUCCUCGAUGAAGUUAUUGAACGUGUUGAACGCCAUGGAGAUCGAGAGGUACUUGGAAGGGUGAUGCAUAUGGCACUCAAUCCCUUCAAUGAAGAAUGGGGGCAGAAUCAUGAUGAAGAGGAGCGCUUUUGUGGGGAUGUCCCUCGCUUCAAGAGAGCCAUGAUGUGCAGCUGCAGUUCUUGAACGUGCUCCCAUAAACCGCGACCGAUACAAUUAAAGUCCGCGGCGUACGAUGUGUUUAGAAUAAUGGGAUUUUUGAUGCA
This is a messenger RNA of Aspergillus neoniger CBS 115656, 2135 nucleotides long. RefSeq names its product YdiU domain protein. The transcript has 7 exons. Lineage: Eukaryota; Fungi; Ascomycota; Eurotiomycetes; Eurotiales; Aspergillaceae. The coding region runs from base 97 to 2055 and encodes 652 amino acids. The record is from RefSeq and is a predicted model, not a curated record.